Molecule: messenger RNA, 7560 nt
Organism: Oryzias melastigma (Indian medaka)
Lineage: Eukaryota; Metazoa; Chordata; Actinopteri; Beloniformes; Adrianichthyidae
Gene: rhobtb4
Product: Rho related BTB domain containing 4
Exons: 10
Coding region: 482-2734 (750 amino acids)
Biological process (GO): small GTPase-mediated signal transduction
Molecular function (GO): protein binding; GTPase activity; GTP binding
Source: RefSeq, a predicted model, not a curated record
AUAAGUCAGUGCCAGGUGGCUGAUCAUGCAACCAGCUUGCAGGGAAAUUUAAAGUAAACAAGACACAUAUGACAAUUUACCAACACGAUGCAUUCGUCAAAAACUUUUUUUAGCUUCCAUUCCAAAACCGUAAAAAUUGUAAGAGUGCAUCGAAAGGGAAGCAGGCAGGGUAAAAUAUGGACAAAGGGAGAAGAGGACAUUGACCUCACAAGAGGUCGCUUGCGUUUCAGCUCCUCCUCCCCCUCACUGUCUGUCUCUCUCUGUGUGCUGUUACAAAAAUAGCUCCUUGGUCCUCUAUUCUUCAGCCUGUGAACCCUGUGUUCUGUUUCAGGCUUUGGCAAAGGCCUCGGUAAAAUGGGCAUUUCAGCCAAGAGGGCUUAGAGAUUCAACAGUGUAAAACUUCGUCUGGACAGUGGGAGAGUUAGUGGCGUCUCUACCUGGUGCCAAUUGCUUCCAUAGUCAAAAUGCAAUAUCACUGAUAAUGCUUUAUCUGUUUGUAAUUUUCAUAAAUAUUACUUCUCAUCGUCUUUUUUCUUUUUUUUUUUCUACUUUCUCCAGGGCCCUCUCCAUGGAUAUAGACACAGAUUAUGAGCGCCCCAAUGUGGAAACCAUCAAAUGUGUGGUGGUGGGGGAUAAUGCAGUAGGCAAGACCAGACUAAUCUGUGCCCGGGCUUGCAAUGCCACACUCACACAGUAUCAGCUGCUUGCCACCCACGUGCCAACCGUCUGGGCCAUCGACCAGUAUCGCGUAUGCCAAGAGGUUCUGGAGAGGUCUCGUGAUGUUGUGGAUGAGGUCAGCGUGUCCCUGAGACUGUGGGACACAUUUGGGGAUCAUCACAAAGACAGGCGAUUUGCCUAUGGGAGGUCUGAUGUUGUGGUGCUAUGCUUCUCUCUGGCUAAUCCCAAUUCCCUGCGCCAUGUUCGCACCAUGUGGUUCCCGGAGAUCAAGCACUUCUGUCCCCGAACACCUAUCAUCCUGGUUGGCUGCCAGCUGGAUCUGCGUUAUGCUGACCUGGAUGCAGUAAACCGUGCACGACGACCGUUAGCAAAGCCCAUCAAACCCACAGAUAUUCUUCCUCCAGAGAGAGGCCACGAGGUGGCAAAAGAACUUGGUAUUCCCUAUUAUGAAACCAGUAUCGUCGCCCAGUUUGGAGUCAAAGAUGUAUUUGACAAUGCCAUCCGUGCUGCACUUAUCGCUCGCAGACAUCUACAGUUUUGGAAGUCACACUUGAAAAAAGUUCAGCGGCCCUUACUCCAAGCUCCCUUCCUACCUCCACGUCCCCCACGCCCUAUAGUGGGGAUCCCCGAUCCCCCCCUCACCGAUGGUGAGGGUCCCGAUUCGCUCUUCUGUCACCCUCUGUGUGCAGAUGUUCUUUUCGUUCUGCAGGGCGGCACCACUCAUGUCUUUGCACACAAGGUUUAUCUGGCAACAUCCUGCUCCAAGUUCUACGACCUCUUCACCCUUGAUAUUGGUGGGUCAUGUGCAAGCCCACAGGGAGAGGAACAGGAAAGCAAAGAAAAUGUGGAGAGUGUGGAGGAGGAGGAGCAGAGCAGACGAGGAGCCAAGGAACAAGCAGGGCGCACCAAGAGCUUGGAUAUUGAUAAAGAUGGGGUUGAUGGAGGAGUGAGGGACCUGUACAGACCCCAACUGCUGCAGCAGGGCUCUUUGAGGACUUCCCAGAGUGAUAAUGCACUCCCAUCGUGUGCUCAGUAUUCAGUGGGGGUGCAAGGGACUGGACGAGCACUUUCAGGAUGGGGAAGGGGGUUCCUUAGUGUGCGUUUGGAGCAUGUUAACGAUCCAAUGACUGGACGACCACGACUCAUGACCGUGGUAGAGAUGGAUGCACUUAUACAGGAGGAACCCUUUAAGGCCGUGCUUCAGUACUUAUACACAGGAAACUUGGACGAGGGCCGAGGUGAUCUGAUGCAAGUGGCGACCAUUGCAGAGCUGCUUGAGGUGUUUGACUUGCGCAUGAUGGUGGCCAAUGUUCUGAACCGAGAGAGCUUCAUGAACCAGGAAAUCACCAAGGCCUUUCAUGUUCGCAGAGCCAACCGCAUCAAAGAGUGUCUCAAUAAAGGAACCUUCGCUGAUGUGGUGUUCCGGCUGGAUGACGGCUUCCUCCCAGCCCACAAGCCCCUGCUCAUCUCCAGCUGUGACUGGAUGGCUGCUAUGUUUCGCGGCUCUUUCAGGGAAAGUUACAUAGAAGAGGUGUCCAUCCCGAACACCAGUACAGCCUGUAUGCGUGGAGUGCUUGAGUUCCUGUACUGUGGACUUUUGACUCCAUGUCCCGGUUUGGAGCCCAUGGAGCUCAUUGUACUGGCCAACCGCCUGUGCUUGCCGCGCCUGGUCGCCCUCACUGAGCAGCAUGCCGUGGAUGAGCUUCUCCAGUUGGCAGUUAAAGGGGUUGACAUUGAUGGCCAGGUGUUGGCUUACCUCGAGCUUGCACAGUUCCACAAUUCCAAACAGCUCUCAGCUUGGUGUCUCCACCACAUCUGCACUAAUUAUAACAGCAUCUGCCGCAAGUUUCCCAAAGACAUGAAGGCCAUGUCUCCAGAGAACCAGAAACAUUUUGAGAAGCAUCGAUGGCCUCCUGUGUGGUUCUUGAAGGAGGAAGACCGCUACCUUCGCUCUCAGAAGGAGCGCGAGCGGGAGGAAGAGAUCCUGCGCAAGCAACACACCAAACGCGGCUGGUGUUUCUGGAGGCACCCGUCUUCCUCUCCACACAUCUCCUAAAAGCUUUUGCUCACUGACGUCUUCACCCUGUUCUGGAUCACUGCAUCAAAAAAAAAAAAGAAAAAAGAAAAAGAAAGCUAGCUCCUCACAUACUGUAUGUAUACUUAUAUAUACUUGAGGAUAGCUCUGAGUGCUUUUUAAAUGGAGUGAUUGCUCUCCGUGCUAAUAUGCCUGAAUGUUUGCAUGUUUGGGAGUGUGUACCUUUUGAUAGUAUGGAUCACCACUUGAGUGUUAUGUUGUGUGAACUAAUGUAAACUCUGCUGGAGGGUAUGUCCAAAAGGUGUGUGAGUGUAAGUGUGUGUUUUUGUGACUUGAGUGAUGCUUCCAAGUUGUGGGCUUCCCAGAUGCCCUGAUCUAUAAAGGCCUGUAACACUGCAGUGCAACUCCUCAUCCCUCCAUUAGCACUUCGUCCCUCCACCAGUACCCAAACGGUUGCAGCCUUUGAGUGAUUGGACUGGGAGCAAGGGCUCUCAUUCUCUCUCAGUCCCCUAGUCUCUAUUCUUCACAUUGACCUUAAUGACUUUUAAACACUGACCACUGCAGGUCCUUUUGUUUUUUUUUUAUCUCUGCCUUCACUUCUGCAAAGACUGUUAGCUUGCAAACACUUGUCACAAUCCACUAAUUUAAAGCCAGCAUUAAACUCACAAGAGCUUAAAGGAAUAUGAUCCAAUUUCAUUAAUAUUUGAUAUCUUUAAUGACAUUUUUCUGCAUUUUUUGACAUUGUUUUUAGAGGAAUUACUAGCAAGAAGUGAACGAUUUUCAUUGCAAUUACAAGUAUGAAUUUGUAAGGCUAACUUAAAAAGAAAAAUAGCCAACAGUGUUGUCUUUUUCUAGGCCUGCCUCCUCCUCUUCCUUCCACACUUGCUAGGAGAAAAAAGAGCAAAACACAAGCUGUUCUCAGUGACUUGAUUAGAACAAACUGCUCUUCAGAGAGUCUCACAUAGCCACUUUACAGCAAUGUUAGGGUAAAGCAAGCCUUACUUAAUUUAUUUAGAUUUCUGCCACGGUGGACGAUGGUCCAGUAUUAAACGUCCACAACCACUAGGUUGCUUUGAAGCACCUAAGCCAGCCUGCCUUUACACCCCUGUAUCCUCUAGGGGCAGCACUGCUCAGGGCCUUGCCACUAACUAACCCAACAGGUGUGUUUUAUUUUAUUUUUUAAUACCAUUUUUUUUUGUUUUAGUUAGAAUAUCACCUUCAGUUUAUGCAGUGUCAAAAAAGCAGCAAAAAGAAACAAAAAAAAAGGAUAAAAACAAAAACAUAAGCUUAUAAUAAUACAACUUUUUCUGGACUCUAAACACCAAAGCUGUAGAUCUUUUCAGUUUCAUCUUUUUUUUUUUUUUUUAGUAUCUUCGGUUUUCAGUUGUGGAUGAUAUGUGAGGAAAUUUGAGAGUAACUUUUGGAAGGGGACAGCAUUUUGAGGAUAUAUUUGAAGUCUUCUUUGGCGUAGUCAAUCUCAAGUGUCAGGAGAAACGGGUCACUCAAGACAUUGCCUUCCCCUCCUGUUAGCUGGGGUUGAAAGUGGUGCUUAAGAUGUGUCCACACAGUAUUUUAAAUAAGCAUCAACACACACAGCUUGGUAUUGAGUCUUUAAACAUCUCUCUAGUUGCUUGCUGAUUACCUGUUGAGCAUGUGUUAGAAUUUAAAGGUAACCUAAACCAUUAAAAAAAAAUCUUUGCAAACUGCUAGCAGUCAGUAGGAGUUCAUAACUUGUUUUAAAUGAGGGUUUCUGAUUUUUACAGUGGUUAAAACCUUAUGGUGUUUUUCUCAGUUUUUUCUUUUUUUCAAAAACAGCAUAACUUAUUACUUUUAUUUGUAACCAUAAAAUGGAUUUAGCUUUGGGUGUAUUUUACAGUCACUAUAGGUGUUUUACAACUGGCAAAUUAUUUUAUUGCUAUAUUUUAAUGGUGCUAAUUUAUUUGGGCUUUCAUACUGAAUGUGAACAAAAAAAAGAGAUGUUUGGUGAUAAGUUUCUUUUCUCACACUGAUCCAUUUGUGGGUUUGGGCCCCUCAGCUUUACCCAGGCAAAUGUAGGUGUACUGUGUGAGACAUGUGGUGUGUUCCGCAGUUUUCCAUUGGAGGUGCGUAAAGUAAUUUUCAGCUACCAGAAUAGAAGCAUCUCUUGAGGCCCAAGUGAGAACUGAGCUGAUUCAUCUCUGAAAACAGUAAGGUUGACGAGAAAGCAAACAAGUCCCAGUUUAACAUUAGGUACAUCCUACAUAUUCUGGAUGGAUUCCAUUAGCAGUUAUUAAGAGUGAAGCACUUUGCUAAUUUAGACAAAAGGCAGAGAGAAGAGAAAAGAAAAGGGAGUUUUUUUGAUUGAUGGUAUUUUUACAUUUUUUUUCUUGGUCGUACUAAUGGUUAAGCUUCUAUUUUUAGUCUGUGUGCCUUAUAUUUGGACUAAACAAAGUGUGGAAUUUUAGCAGCAUGUUGCUCAAACCCUGCAGGCAUGUUCUGCAGUGAUAUGACAGACAAUGCCACAAUUGUAAAAAAAAAAGAAAUAUGGGUUGCAUCAUCCACUCUUAAGCAUAACCCUCCUUGAGGAGUUUUAGUCUAAUGCAACAUCUUUAGGCAUACGUUGCAAUGCCAUCAACGUAGGGUGUGUUUUUCUGAUCAUAUGACCUUAGAUUGGGAUUCAUAUUGUGGCUGGAAUCAUCUACUGACCGGGUGAUGAAGAGGGCAUUUCCAUUUAGGAGAAAUCAUCACUUGUUUGAAAGCCCAGCUUUUUUAGUUUGCACUGGCUGGCCUGUGCACUGGGAAGGUGCAACCAUUUUUGGGUUAGCUUGCAGCAUGGUGGUCAAGAUUUGUCGGUGUGGCAUUGGUGUUGUUAUGCACUUUCUUAGUUGUCGUAGCUUUGUAUUGUUAGCAUGAAUUUUAUCCUCACAUAGCUGAUGUUUGUAGCAUGACGUUUCUUCCUUGAACUUUUCCCCAGAAGCCUCCAGUAACAGGAGUCACCAGGCUUCCUUAAGGCCUCGUUGAUGCCGAGCCUCACAGCAGCUCUUUUAGUCCUGAGUGGCUUUAUGCAUGUUUAACUCAGCACCACUUGAGGUAGCAUUAUUGCAGGAACAUUUAAAGACAUUAGCUUGAUAAGGAUUUGUUACGGCACUGUUUGCUCUUUAUGUAGCAACGGAUGAGGUCCAUAAUUAGAAUUUUUUUAGAAGCAUUAAAACUCUGAUGUUUGAAAGGAUGUUUUUAAUGGUUAACAGUCACGUUUGUUGGCAUUUAGUUUGCACAAACUAUUUUGGAAUUGGUAAAAAAAAAAAAAAAAGCAUGGCUGCAUGCUUUCCAGGAAACCUUUUUAUGCUUUUUGGAAUGUAGAACUUUCUACAACUAAUAAGACAAGAAAAAAAAAAACUGAUUUAUUGCUUUAAGUAAAAAAAAAGGCAACAUAUUUAGUACUUUUCUUCCAUUUCUCAGUAUUUGAUCCACAUUAACUCUAACAUGCCAAAGUUACAUCUUGUUGCAUUGUAAUGUAAAACACAGGUUCAUGGGAUAGGUAUUGCGUUUUUAUAAAGUGUUUUUUAUGUCAUCCUUUUAUACUGCCCUAAUUACUUUAGACAGAGCGGUUCUUCCUCUCUUUUAUUUUCCGGCCUGAUUUUCCUUCCAUUAAGUGAGGCCUAGCGACUGAGAGAACACCACUGUUUGAAGACGUCGGUGUCUUCUCUCCUGUGCCUUCAGUGAAGUUUCACCUUUUCAGCUUUGAACUGGUUGGCUGCACUGCUGUGUGUGUAGCUGUCUGUCUGGGCUCAAAUUCAAACAUCAGUUAAGCCAAGAAAUGAACUAAAAGCAGUUAGCUUUUCUCAAUGCAGAGUGUCUUAAACUUCCAGUAUACUGGCUUUGGAUUUUUUAUGAUCUAAAGUCACUGGCUAGAUAAUAAAUGGCUUCCAGUGCUAACACGUUGAGCUUUACCUAGUCCGUUUUUAGCAUUGUUUAUGAUAACGCUACGCAAUAUGAAUUUUCAAAUGACCAAGAAACCCAGCAAACCAGCAAUUCAUGUCUGCACUUUUCCAGGUGCCUGCACUUUUCUUAUGUAGCCUAAUAUUUGUAUUCUGUCUUUAUAAUGACUUCUUUUCUUCUUGAGCAGCAAUGAAAUAUCAAUUUUCUCCUGUUGUUUCUUUCUUUUAAAGCCAUGCUCUGUAACUAUUUCCUUUUGCUUCUGCUACGACUUAUUAUCUAACAAUCUGACAGAGUUUUCAGUUAAAUCUGUGAACAACGUGUUGGAUUUAAAGCAGAAAUUACCUGUGACCGAUGUAAGCUUGAUGCUUUUAAGGAAAUAGUAAUUAGUACAAACAACACAGUGUUGGAAAAUAUCAUGUACACAGAUGAAAAUAACCCUCCACCGGUUGAAAACUCACAACAAUGUAUCUAUUUACCAUGUUAGUGUAUACAUAACUUAGCUAAUAGCUUGUAUGCACGGGCUGUCAUUUAACACAUAUGGUGUAAUUAGACUUUGGCCUAUACUGUAAUUUUUAGGUGGAUCGUACAUACUGUAUAAUACUGUUAUGCUUUAUGUUUAUUUCUUUGAUUUAUUAGAGUGUUAUUUACAUUCACUGUCUUGUUGCUACAUUGUGUUAUUCAUAAAGUUGUGUUUAUUAAAAGUUAAAAGAAAGAGCACACUACACUCACAAAUUAUUAAGGGCUUAAAAGAAACAAUCAGAAUGUUUUGCUGCUGUUGCAAAAAAAUGUUUUAAAAAUUAAGAUUUUGUAAUAUUUUUCAACCACUGUGAUUUUUACAAAAUUAAAACAAGAUAUGUAAAGAACUUUUUUUUGCCAUUUCAGUAUUUUGAUGUUUGACUUGAAUUUUAUUAAAAUUGUUAAUCCUUUGA